Messenger RNA from Diabrotica balteata, 478 nucleotides. The record is from the annotation of a GenBank genome assembly. Lineage: Eukaryota; Metazoa; Arthropoda; Insecta; Coleoptera; Chrysomelidae.
UUUCAAAGGUGUUUAGAAAUUCAAAUUGCUUAUUACAAUGAGAGUGUAUAUAAUAUUAUUUAGCGUCUUUUGCCUGAGCCAUUGCGCUCCACAAGAAUACAAAAAUAAAUUUCCAGAACAACAGCAAGGUCAACACAUACCAAUUGUAAGGCAGGAGCAAGAAGUGAAUUAUGACGGCACCUACGAAUACAACUUUGAAACCGGAAAUGGAAUAGUCCAAGAAGAAAAAGGAUUUUUGAAAAACGCCGGUACAAAGGAAGAAGCUCAAGUUGCUCAAGGUCUCUCCUCAUAUACUUCACCCGAAGGAAUAAGGAUAGAACUCCGGUACAUAGCAGACGAAAACGGUUUUCAGCCAAUCGGAGAUCACCUGCCAACUCCACCACCAAUACCUGAAGCUAUUUUAAGAGCGUUAAGUGUGUUAAAACAAUUGGGUAAUUCCAAUGAAGAUAACGAAGGGAAUAAUAAUAUUAGAUAAAGA